This is a messenger RNA of Thlaspi arvense, 1256 nucleotides long. The record is from the annotation of a GenBank genome assembly. Lineage: Eukaryota; Viridiplantae; Streptophyta; Magnoliopsida; Brassicales; Brassicaceae.
CGCUUUCUUUUGUUCUCAUAAUAUAAUAAUAUACUCAUGGUUAGUCCCGUAUUCACAUAGUACUAGAAAGCAUAAAGCCAGAAACAACGAGUCCACUUCACAGGAGACCAUGAGCAACACAGAGUCAUACCCGCCGGAGUUUCGACCUCUAAUGAGCGAGUCUACUGAACCAGAAAUAACCGUUGAGCAUCUCAACAAGAGCAAGGAUAUCCAGAUCCCGGUUAUCAAUCUCGAGCGUUUGGAUAUGGAGAAACUGAAAGAAGCAUGCAAAGACUGGGGAAUAUUCCAUCUGGAGAAUACGGGGAUACCGUCAACGCUGAUGUCACAGGUGAAAGAGGUAACGGAGUCGCUGUUGAAUCUGCCGUUCGAAGAGAAACGGAAGAUGUUCGGUGUUAACUCUCCGUUAUCUUAUUACUGGUCGACACAAAUGGUAAGCCCAUCAGGAAAUGCCUUAAAGAGGGACCCAGAAAAAUCUGGUGCUCACUUGUUCGAAGGCAUCAACGUUCCUCUAGCUUCUCUCUCUCGUCUUCUUCCACAUUCUAGAUGCUCUGAUCCUAAGCUCGAGUCUUUCAGAGUGGUGAUGGAGGAAUAUGGAAGGCACAUAAGUAGGAUUGUUGUGACCCUAUUUGAAGCUAUAGCAGACACACUGUCCUUGGAAAUAUCCGGUGACCGGAAAAUGAGCUACUUAUCGGAGUCAACAGGUCUGGUACGUGUUCAACGGUACCCUCGGUGCACCGAAUCACCCGGACUUGAGGCUCAUACGGAUAGUUCGGUGAUAUCGAUAAUAAACGAAGACGAAGUUGGUGGGCUAGAGUUCAUGAAAGAUGGUGAAUGGUUCAAAGCCACACCUCUUGCAAAUUCUUUUGUCAUCAAUCUAGGGGAUAUGAUGCAGGUGCUAAGUGAUGACGAGUACAAGAGUGUGUUGCAUAAAGUGGGAAAGAUUAUGAAGAAGAAAGAGAGAUACUCGAUAAUUUAUUUUGUGUUCCCAGACAAAGAGUGUAUGUUUGAAUCGAGUCGCUAUAAGACAUUCAAAUUCUCGGAGUAUGAAGCUCAAGUUAAGCUUGAUAUUGAGAACCAUGGUAGCAAAAUCGGCCUUUCUAGGUUCCUUAACACUCCCUAAUACUGUUGUAUACCUCUCUCUCCAAAUAUCCAGAUUAAUAAUUUGCAUUUUCAUUUACUCUUAGAAUAUUUAUAUUCUACUAGACUUAUACCCGCGCAUACGCGCAUGUUUUUUCUAAAAUAUAUUUUAUUAUAAA